Colletotrichum lupini is the source of this 432-nucleotide messenger RNA. RefSeq lists its product as uncharacterized. Bases 1 to 432 code for a protein of 143 amino acids. NCBI's taxonomy places the organism in Eukaryota, Fungi, Ascomycota, Sordariomycetes, Glomerellales, Glomerellaceae. The record is from RefSeq and is a predicted model, not a curated record. The transcript has a single exon.
AUGCAUUCAAGUCCGACUAUCAUGAAACACCAUACAGAUCUCAACGGCCUACGAGCUGCAGCGGCAGCUUUUCUAUUUGUACAAGGUGCCAGCGCUGGCAAGAUUUACUGUGCCGACGUACAAGAGAAAGUUGUAGCCGAAGCCAACUGCGACGGCCAAGCAACUCCCGGAACGUACUACAUGUUCAACAGCCAAGAAGAACACGCCAUCGGCUCGAAAGUCGACUUAAAGAACGCACAAGUAUACGACAGCGCCGACGCUUUCGAAAAGCGGCACGAACUGUUCCCGGCCGAUAUUCCAUUACAAGAAUUCGAAUCCGAUGGCUUUGGAAAACGCGCGUGUCGAGUUGGCGGUGUUGGUGGAGGCUAUCGCGGUGGUGUAUUCGUGCCAUACUACGGCGGUCGGGUAAUUAGCGGGGGGGUUGGUGGUUGA